CCUUUACCCCUCUUCUCCUACCUUACGAAUCCCUCUUGCUUUCUUGGCUGCCGCCUCCUCCCUCGGGACCUCCUCACCACGGAGAAGAGAUCUCCUCUACCGGGCGAGCAGGAGAGCAGGGGAGAGACAUGGGCGGGCGGGUGGAUCACGAGUACUCGUACCUUUUCAAGAUGGUGCUCAUUGGGGACAGCGGCGUUGGCAAGUCCAACAUCCUCUCUCGCUUCACGCGCAACCACUUCUCCCUCGACUCCAAAUCAACCAUCGGCGUUGAGUUCGCCACCAAAUCCCUGCAGAUGGAGGGCAAAACAAUAAAGGCUCAGAUCUGGGACACGGCCGGGCAGGAGAGGUACCGUGCCAUUACAAGUGCGUACUACCGUGGUGCUGUUGGAGCUCUACUCGUAUAUGACAUCACAAAGAGGCAGAGCUUUGACAAUGUUCACAGGUGGCUGCGUGAGCUCCGCGACCAUGCUGAUUCCAGCAUUGUGAUCAUGAUGGUCGCCAACAAGUCUGACCUGAUACACUUGAGGGCUGUUUCUGAGGAUGAAGGCAAAGCGUUGGCAGAAAAGGAAGGGUUAUUCUUCCUGGAAACAUCAGCUAUGGAGGCGGUAAACGUGGAGGAAGCCUUCCAGACUAUAAUCUCGGAGGUCUAUGGCAUUGUGAACAGGAAAGCGCUGGCUGCCAAAGAAAUGGCAGCUGCAGCAGCUCCACUGCCUUCCCAGGGCAAGACCAUCAGCAUUGACAGCACUUCAGAAAACACAAAGAAGGCAUGCUGCUCUACUUGAAAUGUAAUUGGGCUUCGGACAUCAUAUUAUAGAGAACUUUGGGCAACAAAUGUUGGUAGAAAGCGGAGCAUAGUACUCAAAUGGUGUUGAGGGAAUAUCUAUUCGUACCUUGUUUUUUCUUUGUUGCGUGAACUCGCUGGAUCAUAUGCAGUUUGUUCAGUGUUUCUGAAUCAAAAGUUAGAUGUGUGUAUUAGGAUUCAUUCCAGUUGCAUUCUGGAAAUUACAUGCCACUGCAGUAUAUCUAAUAAUUAUAUGGUCAAAGUUACAAAAUUUAAUAGUGAUAUUCUCAGCA
This is a messenger RNA of Panicum virgatum (switchgrass), 1074 nucleotides long. Its product is annotated as ras-related protein RGP2. The record is from RefSeq and is a predicted model, not a curated record. The coding region runs from base 129 to 782 and encodes 217 amino acids. Gene Ontology annotation, cellular component: endosome. The transcript is spliced from 2 exons. NCBI's taxonomy places the organism in Eukaryota, Viridiplantae, Streptophyta, Magnoliopsida, Poales, Poaceae. Gene Ontology annotation, molecular function: GTP binding; GTPase activity.